This is a messenger RNA of Gracilinanus agilis (Agile Gracile Mouse Opossum), 2359 nucleotides long. RefSeq names its product ribonuclease L (gene RNASEL). The transcript has 6 exons. Gene Ontology annotation, biological process: negative regulation of viral genome replication; defense response to virus; protein phosphorylation. NCBI's taxonomy places the organism in Eukaryota, Metazoa, Chordata, Mammalia, Didelphimorphia, Didelphidae. The coding region runs from base 1 to 2250 and encodes 749 amino acids. Gene Ontology annotation, molecular function: protein binding; ATP binding; protein kinase activity. The record is from RefSeq and is a predicted model, not a curated record.
AUGGAUUUUCUUUUUUGCCUUGCUUUUUUUCUUCUCCUUUUUUUAAUUUUUCCUCCUAAGAGGGGCAAAGAGAAUAGCAAGAUACAGCAUUGUCAUCCGACAUCCACCUUCAUGGCAGCCAGUAACAGCAAAUCCCAUGAGAAAUCCACAGCCCCCUUUACCCCCAAGGAAGGAUGUCCUCCUUUGAUUCAAGCUGUUCAGAAAGGUGAUAGAGGUUUGGUCCUACAACUGUUAGAAGAAGGAGCUGAUAUCAAUGUCAGGGCAAAGGGGGGAUGGACUCCACUGCAUAAUGCUGUGAAAGAAGGCAAAGAGGAGAUUGUUCAGCUUUUACUAGAUAAAGGAGCUGAUCCUCAUAUCAGGAAGGACAAUGGUGCCACUCCCUUCAUUGUAGCUGGAAUUAUGGGUGAUGUGAAGCUCCUGAGACUUUUUCUUUCUAAGGGAGCAGAUGUCAACGAACAUGAUAUCCAUGGGUUCACAGCAUUUAUGGAAGCUGCCUGUUAUGGUAAGGUGGAGGCUUUAGAAUUCCUAUAUAAAAAUGGGGCGAAUGUGAAUUUAGGACGACAAACUAGUGAGGAACAAAAGAAAUUGGGCAAAGGGGGGACCACAGCCCUCAUGGAUGCAGCCCAAAAUGGUCAUGUCGAUGCAUUGAAAAUCCUUCUUGAAAAGAUGGGGGCAGAUGUGAAUGUUUGCGACAACAUGGGCAGGAAUGCUUUGUUCCACAGUUUACUGAAUCCUAAGAUUGAAAAUGUGAAGUGUAUCGUAUCCAUCCUGCUAGCUCAUGGAGCUGAUGUCAAUGUGAGGGGAGAGAAAGGGAAAACACCUUUAAUCCUGGCAGUAGAGAAGGAAGAUGAUGAGUUAGUAAAGAUGCUGCUAAAACAAGAUGGCAUUGAUAUCAAUGAGACAGACAGUGAUGGCAACACAGCUCUGCUGCUUGCUGUUGAAAAGAAUCACUUUGACAUUGCCAAAUUGCUGUGUGAAAGUGGAGCCAAAGCAGACUGUGAAGAACUCAUUAAUAUAGCUGAGAGGAAGUACAACCCGAAAAUGAAAAGGCUUCUUCAAGACUAUGGAGCCCAUGAGAAUUUCUGUUGCCCUGAUGAGUCCUGGGAACCCAACAGUCAACGAUGGAAAGUCCCCCUGAAGAAGCUUCAUGAAAUGUACCGUCCCAUGAUUGGCAGACUCAAAAUUUUCAUUGAUAAAGAGUACAAGAUUGCAGAAACUUCUGAAGGUGGGGUAUAUCUGGGGUUUUAUGAUGGGAAAGAAGUAGCUGUGAAGCGAUUCCGAGAAUACAGUAAACGGGCUGAGCAGGAAAUUGCUUGCAUCCAGCAGUGUCAGAAGAAUAGCAACUUGGUGAUGUUUCAUGGGAGAGAGAGUGACAAGGGCUGCUUAUAUUUGUGCUUUUCUCUUUGUGAGAAUACUCUGAAGGAACAUCUGGCUGGCCAAAGAGAAGCAGCCUUGAUGGAUGAAGACUUCACCAAAAACAUUCUCAUGUCUUUGUUUAAGGCAGUACAAGAACUACAUGGAAGCCACUAUGCCCACCAAGACCUGCACCCAGAGAAUAUCUUGAUAGAUUCUACAGGUAAAGUGUGUUUGGCAGAUUUUGAUAAGAGCGAAAAAUUGGAUGAAGCUCAGCAGAAAAUUAAGGAUGACCUAAAGGCUCUUGGGAGGCUGGUCCUGUAUGUGGUGCGGAUGGGGAAUGUCCCCUUUGUAGAAAUCCAGACCCAAAGUGAUGACGAAGUCAUAGAUGAUUGUCCAAAUGAUGAAAUUGAAGAUCUUGUGAAGAGUCUUCUCUGCCCUGGGGAAGAAUUCCAGAGUCAGCUAAGUGAGAUAGUCUUUCAUCCUUUCUUCUGGAGCUGCAAAACUCGUUUCAGGUUUCUUCGAGAUGUGGGGAAUGAAUCUGACAUCAAAGUACGAGAAAAGGACAGUAAACUCCUCAGAGAACUCAACUCUACCAACAAGUUUCAAAACUGGACAGCUGCGAUUGAUAAAUCUGUCAUGACAAAAAUGAAUUCAUUUUAUAAGGAGGAGAGAUUAUUCUACAAAAAUACGGUUGGAGACUUGCUGAAAUUUAUCCGGAAUAUAGGUGAACACAUUGAAGAAAGAAAGAAUAAAUGGAUGAAGUCAAAAAUUGGGGAACCUUCCAAAUAUUUUCAGAAGACUUUUCCUGAUCUAGUGAUCUAUGUUUACCAGAUAUUGCAAGCCAUAAAUUACAGGAAACAUUUCCCCAGGGCCGACAGUUCUUUGCCUGGGUAGUUGACACCAAGCCAACAUGACUUCUGACUUGAGGAUAUUUUGUUUAAGUCAUUUUUCUCAUGCAGCUCAUUGGAUGAAUCCUAUUUAAUUAAACAAAUGCUUAAUGAGA